AUGCCAGUCACACAGUUCAACGUCAAAGAAAAGUACAAAUAUCAGAAUGGCUUUUCUAGUUACCAUGAAUCACAAGCAAUUGAAGGCGCAUUGCCCAUAGGGACAAACUCACCGCAGAAACCGCCUUUUGGACUUUACGCAGAGAAACUUAGCGGCACGAGCUUCACAGCCCCAAGACAUGAGAACCAACAAACCUGGCUGUACCGCAUACUGCCUGCCUCAGCCCACUCGAGCUUUGAACCUAGAGAACACGCUACCUUCAACACAAACCCAGAGAACCAGCCAGGUCAGAAGAUCCAUCAGAUCCCCAAUCAGCUCAGAUGGGAUCCAUUCGAUCUGGACGAGACGGUAGAUUGGAUUCAUGGCCUCCAUCUGGUCGCUGGAGCUGGAGACCCAAGCAUGAAAACAGGUGUGGGCAUUUACAUAUACGCAGCCGGAAAGAACAUGGACGAUCAUGAAGCCUUCUACAGUGCAGACGGCGACUUCCUGAUCGUCCCCCAGCAUGGAUCGUUGGAUAUCAGGACCGAGCUCGGCAGACUCCUCGUGCGGCCAAAUGAGAUCUGCGUCAUCCCAAGAGGAAUCAGAUACCGCGUCGAACUACCAGAGGGUCCGGUUCGGGGUUACAUCCUUGAAUUGUAUCAAGGACACUUUACCCUCCCCGAACUCGGGCCAAUAGGUUCCAACUGUCUGGCUAACGCGCGAGACUUCCAAGCACCUGUAGCCGACUUUGACGAAGACACAGAUUCGCAGUGGACGUUGACGACCAAAUUUGCUGGCCACCUGUUCGCUGCUAAGCAGAAUCACACGCCUUUCGAUGUGGUGGCGUGGCAUGGCUUGUAUUAUCCUUACAAGUAUGAUUUGGGUCGAUUUUCCACCAUUGGUUCGAUCAGCUUCGAUCAUCCGGACCCGUCCAUAUUCACAGUGCUCACGGCACCGAGCGACCACCCUGGCACUGCAGCGGCGGACUUUGUCAUCUUCCCUCCUCGAUGGUUGGUACAAGAGGACACUUUCAGACCGCCUUGGUACCACCGCAACACGAUGAGUGAGUUCAUGGGGUUGAUCCACGGACAGUAUGACGCAAAGACAGGAGGAGGAUUCCAGCCAGCAGGAGCAUCGCUCCACAAUGUCAUGGCAGCUCAUGGCCCAGACGCCAGCACUCACGAGAAGGCAUCAAACGCGGAGUUGAAGCCGAUGAAGGUAGGAGAGGGGUCAAUGGCGUUCAUGUUUGAGAGCUGCUACAUGGUGGGGGUAACAGAGUGGGGACUCAAGAAGUGCGCCAAAGUGCAGGAAGACUACAACGAGGAGAGCUGGACACCACUCAAACCACAUUUCAAGCGACCACAGAAGGCGGUGGGAGAGAUUAAGAACGGAGGUGAAAGUGGCGAUGGACCGAUUGAAAGCACGAAGCAGGUUCCUCACUGGACAUGA
Aureobasidium namibiae CBS 147.97 is the source of this 1428-nucleotide messenger RNA. RefSeq names its product homogentisate 1,2-dioxygenase. Bases 1 to 1428 code for a protein of 475 amino acids. Gene Ontology annotation, cellular component: cytoplasm. The transcript has 3 exons. Gene Ontology annotation, molecular function: homogentisate 1,2-dioxygenase activity. Lineage: Eukaryota; Fungi; Ascomycota; Dothideomycetes; Dothideales; Saccotheciaceae. Gene Ontology annotation, biological process: L-phenylalanine catabolic process. The record is from RefSeq and is a predicted model, not a curated record.